Molecule: messenger RNA, 1462 nt
Organism: Coffea arabica (coffee)
Lineage: Eukaryota; Viridiplantae; Streptophyta; Magnoliopsida; Gentianales; Rubiaceae
Product: branched-chain-amino-acid aminotransferase 2, chloroplastic
Biological process (GO): branched-chain amino acid metabolic process
Molecular function (GO): branched-chain-amino-acid:2-oxoglutarate transaminase activity
Source: RefSeq, a predicted model, not a curated record
GCAGUCGAAGUGCUCAUGGUUCCGUGUUCAACCUCUCCAAUUCUUUGGCCUUUUCUUGCCAGUUCCCAUUUGCAUGCCUGCAUAUUUCUGCACUGAGCAAAAAGAAGAGCAAGAUGAUUCAUAAAACCACCAGCAUUCGUAAUUUGAUUCAACCUUCGGCUUUAAGCUCUCUUAUAUCAAAGUUGGGAGCUAGCAGCUAUGCAACUCAGGCUGCAUCUUCUUUACAGCAAGCCUGUGAACCACCAUCUGCCUAUAGCAAUGACGAGUAUGCUGAUAUUGAUUGGAAUGGUCUCGGAUUCAGUGUUAUGCCAACUGACUAUAUGUACAUCAUGAAGUGUCCCAGUGAUGGAUAUUUCCAGCAAGGCCAACUUUGCCGAUAUGGGAACAUUGAGUUAAGCCCUUCAGCAGGGGUAUUAAAUUAUGGACAGGGAUUGUUUGAGGGUACGAAAGUCUACAGGAAAAAAGAUGGAGGCCUCUAUCUAUUCCGCCCAGAUCAGAACGCCAUCCGAAUGCAAAUUGGUGCUGAAAGAAUGUGCAUGCCCUCUCCAUCCAUUGAGCACUUCAUCAAUGCAGUGAAGCAAACUGCCUUGGCUAACAGGCGUUGGAUCCCACCUCCAGGAAAAGGAUCACUUUAUGUUAGGCCUCUGCUCAUAGGAACAGGACCUGUACUUGGUUUGGCUCCAUCACCUGAAUAUACAUUUCUUGUCUAUGCUUCGCCUGUUGGAAACUACUUCAAGGAAGGAACUGCAGCGUUAAACUUAUAUGUGGAGGGUGAGUUUCAUCGCGCUUCACGUGGAGGAGCCGGAGGAGUCAAAAGCAUAACAAAUUAUGCUCCAGUCUUAAAAGCAAUACAUAGAGCAAAGGAUAGAGGAUUCUCUGAUGUCUUGUACCUAGAUUCACUGAACAAGAAAAACAUUGAGGAGGUCUCUUCUUGUAACAUUUUCAUUGUCAAGGGAAAUAUUCUUUCAACUCCAGCAACUAAUGGCACCAUCCUUGAAGGUGUAACACGAAAAAGCAUGAUGGAAAUUGCAAAGGAUCUUGGAUACCAGGUUGAAGAACGUACCAUUCCGGUGGACGAACUAAUCGAUGCUGAUGAAGUAUUCUGCACAGGAACUGCGGUUGGUGUUGCCGCUGUGGGAAGCAUCACAUACAAUGGUAAAAGGACUGAAUACGAGAUCAGCCCCGAUCUUGUCUGCAAGAAACUUUACUCGAGGCUCGUAGGAAUUCAAAGUGGUGCUGUCGAGGAUAAUAGGGGCUGGGUUGUCGAAAUUGAUUAAAAGAUAUGUUCAACUCUGGUUGCUUUAUUGACAUAUUCUGCUGUAAAUAAUCGAAUCAGCAGAUAUUAGUCUUUAUUUAAUUUGUAAAAAUGUCUGUUUCAUACUUGAACAGUCUCUAGUAACUCUGCAGCUUUGAGCUGAGUUAUUCAAGUGGCUAAAAGGAUAAGACUGCCCUGUUAAACUUC